Molecule: messenger RNA, 3620 nt
Organism: Miniopterus natalensis
Lineage: Eukaryota; Metazoa; Chordata; Mammalia; Chiroptera; Miniopteridae
Gene: KLHDC1
Product: kelch domain containing 1
Molecular function (GO): protein binding
Source: RefSeq, a predicted model, not a curated record
UCUUCUUUGUAUCUAUGAGUCUGUUUCAAUUUUGUUUGUUCAUUUAUUUUGUUCUUUAGAUUCCACGUAUAAGUGAAUCAAAUGGUACUUGUCGUUCUCCGUCUGACAUAUGUAACUUAGCAUAAUACCCUCUAGGUCCAUCCACGCUGCUGCGCGUGGUAAGAUUUCAUUCUUGUUCUGGUACAGCACUGUUACACCUGAUAAAAAUGUCCUUCCUUAAUUCCUUCCCUUCACACAAAACAUAUUGCCCGUGUUUGAUAUUCUUUUUCUUCCUGGCUUUAUAGUCUUCAGUGUUCUUCUCUGAAUAUUAUUAUUUUGCUAUUUUCCCUUACUCAGAAUCCCUUUUUAAGGUUUAAUCAUCCUGAGUCUUUUUCUUGAAAUUCAUGUACUUGUUAUUUUGUAUUCUAAAAUAACAAAUUUGCCCAUUUUCUCUUAAAAAAAUGUAUUUUUUCCUUCUCUCUUUUGAUCUAACUUAAUUUAUAUUUAAAAAAAUUUUGAGCCUGUUUUUGAUUUUGUGUUUUGCAGUAUUUUAAUUGCAGUUUUCCCAUCCUGAGGAUCUGUUGAAUUGUUACUAUGUAUUUGAUAAACACAAUUUAUGUAUUCUAUGUUUUUAGUCAAUUGAAGACAAUGAAGUAUAUUUGCCUAAUGAUGAAAUUUGGACCUAUGAUAUUGAUAGUGGGUUGUGGACAAUGCAUCUCAUGGAAGGAGAACUCCCUACCUCCAUGUCAGGAAGUUGCGGUGCUUGCAUUAAUGGAAAGCUGUAUGUUUUUGGAGGAUAUGAUGACAAAGGAUACAGCAACCGAAGAUGGAACCUACGUUUGGGAAAAAAUCACCAACUUUGAAGGAAAACCACCCACACCACGUGAUAAACUUUCUUGCUGGGUAUAUAAAGACAGAUUAAUAUAUUUUGGUGGCUAUGGGUGUAGGAGACACAAUGAACUCCAAGACUGUUUUGAUGUUCAUGAUGCGUCUUGGGAAGAGCAGAUAUUCUGGGGAUGGCAUAAUGAUGUUCAUGUAUUUGACACAAAGACACAGAGUUGGUUUCAACCAGAAAUUAAAGGUGGAGUUCCACCACAGCCACGAGCUGCACAUACAUGUGCAGUUCUUGGAAAUAAAGGCUAUAUCUUUGGUGGACGCGUUUUGCAAACUAGGAUGAAUGAUUUGCACUAUCUAAACUUAGAUACCUGGACUUGGUCUGGAAGGAUUCCUAUUAGUGGAGAAAACCCUAAACAUCGAUCAUGGCAUACUUUAACACCAAUAGCGGACGAUAAGCUUUUCUUAUUUGGUGGAUUAAGUGCGGACAAUAUUCCAUUAAGUGAUGGUUGGAUUCAUAAUGUUAUAACAAAUUGUUGGAAACAGCUGACACAUUUACCUAAAACAAGACCCAGGUUAUGGCACACAGCCUGUUUGGGAAAAGAAAAUGAAAUAAUGGUAUUUGGUGGGAGCAAAGAUGAUUUACUUUCCUUGGAUACAGGUCACUGUAAUGAUUUAUUGAUCUUUCAAACCCAGCCUUAUUCACUACUCAGGUCAUGUCUUGACUGCAUUGGUAAAAAUGCUAUAAUUUUAGAAAGUCAAAUAUCUUUAUUACCUCCUAAACUUCUGCGACAAGUACUCAAAAAAAUCACAUUUUGGACUGCAGCUAACCACCGAGAAGAACAAAGAGCCCAAAAAGAAGAAACAGAAACUAAGUAUCAGUGGAUCAGUAACAAUUAAGUUGUUAUAUACUUUAUGUAUUUAACAUGUUUAAAAAUUUUAAUCAUAGUGUAUAUUUAUUCCCCAAAUUGGAGGCUUUAUUUAGAAGAUAAAAUUUGCAGCAGAAAUGCUAUGUUAAAGUGAUUACAUGGAAUGGGAUAUAUGGGAGUGAGAUGUUAAUGGCAGAUUAAUUUAUAUUUCUAAAAUAAAUUCCUUAUAAGCUGCAGAAAAAAUAUACUUUCUGAAAGUAAGUACAGUUGUAGGAGAUUUUAACUCACUGUGUACUCAUUACUGGAAAGAUUAUACAAAUUUGAAGAGAAUAAGAAGUUACCCAAGGACUUUAGAAAUCUUUCAACAUGAUACAUAGAAACACUACAUAUUCACCUUUAGAAAGAAUAGAUUCUUUCAAGUCACUUUAAAAUUACCUGAAGCUUCUCAUUAAAUAACUCAGUUAUUUAAAUAACGUUUCCUACAUUACUACUACAGCCGGCCAACAUUAUAAAAUAGGCAAACACUGGUAUGGUGUUAAGUGUGGAACACCUACCCUUUUACCACUCAUUUAGUAAAAUAUUCUUAAGCAUCGACAUUAUAUCUGAAGUUUAAAAUGUUAGAGCAAAUAUAUUUCUCUCUUGAAAUAUAUGUGUAAUUUAUAGUGAAAAUUAUAGUAGUUUGUAGUACCUCAUUAAAUUUUUGAGAUAUAUUUUAUAUAUAUGUAUUAUAUUUUCGAUGUGUAAAGCUUCUAUUUAUGUAUUGAAAUAGUGUGUUUACAUUUUAUUUAUUAUACAACCUAUGUAGAUUUACUAUUUUCCCAGUUUUUUCAGUGUGAACUGUCAUUAGAGUUGAUUGUACAAACAAUAUUUCAGUGUAAGUUUUCAUUUUUUCUUACUAUUUUUAGGCUGAAUAACAGAUUUAGAAAAUGAAUAUUGCAGGAAAUAUACAUCUUAUAAGUAAUUAUUUUAUUACAGUGAGCUUCAGUAUCAGCAUUUCAUAUUUAAGGGAAAACUAUCAAAACCUAUUAGAUGAUUAUAGAUGACAUUGAGUGGAAUGAACACUUUUUAAAAUGGCUUCUGGAUUAUAUGAAUGCCUUCUCUAGCUUCUUAGAAAAGACUUCUGUUUUCAAGUGGACAUUAAAAGUUGGAUUAGCCCCUCAAAAUACACACCAACGUUUAGGCUUCAAGAAAAUGAAAAUCUAUUAUCUAUGGCACAUGUAACUGGUGCUGUACUUAUUUGACCUAAUAGAUUGUAUUACUCUAAAAAUUGUAUGUCUUGAGGUAACCUCAUAGUGGGAGUGGCAGAGAAUUCUGAUAUUUAACUUGUUUCUAUAACUUGGUUUAAACGAAGGCUCUCCUGCUAUUAGGAGAUACAGAAAUUCUGGGAGCUGGCAAAGCCAGUUUUGAAGUUUGAUAGCGAAGCUGUAUUCAUUCCUCACUUCUCAGCAGCAGAUGUCAGCUGUCAACUUUUGUGUUGUUGACCUCCACAGUAUAUAGGAGCCCAAGGCAAUGACAGUCUCAUAACGUUAGCUCUGAACUGUCCCGUAUGGGCUCUCUGUUUGAAAGAAGGUUCUAAAAGGUUUUAUUCAGGUGGUUCAUAAGAUAGGUCUCCAUUCUGGUUCUCAAGGAAAAAGAAUUUCUGGCCACCUUUAUUAUGUUUCUCAGGAUAUUCUUCCAGUUGUCAGGAAGGGUUCUUUUUUUAGUACUAUCAUUUUUAGUAUGACAUAGUAAAUAGCACAUCAAAAUUAGUGUACCUUUUUUUCCAAAUAGUAUUUUUGCACAAACAUCUUUAAAAAAUUAUUAGCCUUUUGAUAGAAGCUUAAAAUAUUCUUUAGAACUCCAUAGUGUCAGCACAGGCAUAAACUGAUGUUUUCACCAGUACCUUAUUUAUAUUGUUAUGUACAUGUGAGAGAAAAUAAACCUACUAAGACAGAGUAA